Dothidotthia symphoricarpi CBS 119687 is the source of this 768-nucleotide messenger RNA. RefSeq lists its product as uncharacterized. The coding region runs from base 1 to 768 and encodes 255 amino acids. The transcript has 3 exons. The record is from RefSeq and is a predicted model, not a curated record. NCBI's taxonomy places the organism in Eukaryota, Fungi, Ascomycota, Dothideomycetes, Pleosporales, Dothidotthiaceae.
AUGGGCGAAGUCUUUCGCCUGGAAGCCCCACGUCUCGAGCAUAUGACCUUACGUGGUAUUGAUAUCGACAAUAUACUUCCUAUUAUCGAUUUCAACCUCAGCGACCUCGCAACGUUACAUAUAACGUGGACCUACGGACUACUAGAGGAAAAUGUCCUUGAAAGACUGGAACGUUUUGGUCCUUCUCUUCGUACCCUCACGCUUCACACGCUUGGAGUGGAUCCUGCAAUUUUUGAUGUCAUGCAUGUUACAAGCUUGGAGCGACUGUGUCAAGCAUGUACCCAACUGCAGUUCUUUGGCUAUCAAAUCAAGGGCGACGAUUUGGCACCAUCCAAUUGGACGGGAAGGGGAAACGAGUUCCUUGCAAGGCUGGACCCUCUUAAACACCUAAAAGAUCUGCGAAUCCUGCACUUCCGCUUUCCCAAGCUCAUCGAACCCCCAGCAUAUGGAGACGCCACAAAUAACGGGCCGAACGACAUCACGUGGGAGGUCCAGCGUUUCGCCAACGCUGUCUUUCGCUAUAUGGAUAAACACGACAUGUGCCCGAGGUUGAAGGGCAUGAUUUUCGGUACACAUUGGAACGCCCAGCCAGGAAUGGAUGGUGAAUGGUGCUAUCCGCGGCACUGCUUCGUCAAGGGACAUCAGACUGACGCGCUGAACCGCACCAUGGUCGUUGCUGUGCUUGUGCCUCCGUACAUGAUACGCCAGCUCGAGCCGGAUUGCGACCUACUUGAUUUUGAUCCCGAGUCUGAAUGGGCCACGGAGUAA